Molecule: messenger RNA, 755 nt
Organism: Cylicostephanus goldi
Lineage: Eukaryota; Metazoa; Nematoda; Chromadorea; Rhabditida; Strongylidae
Source: the annotation of a GenBank genome assembly
GCUGCUGCGCCAGUGCCGAAACCGCAUCCUGCUCCUCUAACACUUCAAGACUUCAUUGACGAUGGAGAUGUGACAGAGAUCCCGACUAUUCAGAGCAACCGGAAAAGCAACACCCUUCCAAUAUGGGGUAAUCAGCAAACUAUGAAUCUUAACGGUCUGGUGUUAGAAAAUGUAAAGGAAAGCUACUAUUACAAGAACCACUUGGUUGAAAUCGAUACCGCACAACAAUUACUAGAUGAGGUCUUCUAUAAGGUCAAACAUCUCGAACCAUGGGAGAAAGGAACGCGCAAAGUGCAAGGAAUGACGGGAAUGUGUGGCGGGGUCCGAGGUGUCGGAGCUGGAGGUGUUGUUAGUUCUGCUUUUUGUCUGCUUUAUCGAUUUUUCAAGGUUCGCCUCACAAGAAAACAACUGAUUUCUAUGAUCAACAGUCGGGUUUCACCAUAUAUAAGAGGAUUAGGAUUCAUGUACAUUCGUUAUACUCAGCCACCAGCAGAUUUAUGGGAGUGGUUUGAGCCAUAUUUGGAUGAUGAAGAAGAGAUCGAUCCAAGAUCUGGUGGUGGGGAUGUGAUGACUUUCGGGCAAGUUGUUCGAAUUAUGCUUACCAAGCUAGACUGGUAUGGUACCCUGUUCCCAAGAAUUCCAGUUCCUAUACAGAAAGAAAUCGACGAAAAGUUCGCGGAACGGAAACGAGCUCUCUUGUUUGGCGAUGGACACCUCGAUCAUCGUGAACGGGAACGGGACGAAGAUCGGUGAGU